GGAUAGCCAAUGGCGCGUUUGGAAGGUAUACGAGACAGCAAGUAUAAAGGCAUCAGCCGGGUGGCGCUCGAUUAUGUCUUAGACACGGUUCGCACUUCCCCUGCAAAAGAGUUUGAGAUUAUCUUCUUUAUCACAAAGCCAAUUCUCGCCGGCGUCAGCCCGUUGCGACCUUAGACGCGCCAGCCUUAUACCUGCCAUUGUAUUCCAGACCCAUUCAAGGAUAGAUAUCGGAGCAUCCAGGACCGUCUAGAAUACAUAUCCUGUCAAGAUGGUGUCUGCUCCAACGAACCUACCAGCCGGGAAUUGCCCUACUCUUGGCCUGGUCCAUCCUACUGCGGAGGAGAAGUUGGCCCAAUUCAAGGCCAAUGGCGUGGAAUGGAGAGGUGCUCUCUCCCUAGAGACAUAUCUGCGCCGCGAAGAAGUUCUCGCGAACCAGAAUCAGACCAAAAACGGUGGCAUCACGUAUUGGGCUCUCGUUGACACAGCUGCUGAGAAGAGGGUUGUUCUGUGUGGCUGUGAGACGUACCGCAAGAAGGCUUUAGUCGCCCGCAAUGGCAAAGUGGAAGAGACGAUCUCUCAUGGCAUUGGGAGUGUCUUCUGCCCGCCAGCGAUGAGAGGGAAUCGCUAUGCGCAACGAAUGAUGCAAGAGGUUGGGAAAGCAUUGCGGACGUGGCAGACAGGAGAUAAGGAGUCUCUCUUCUCUGUACUAUACUCUGACAUUGGCAAGAGUUUCUAUUCUAGACUUGGUUGGGAACCGUUCAAUUCCGCUCAUAUAUCUGUGCCUGCGAGGACGGCGAAGGAAUUGCCAACCGACGGACUCCCAACAACUCGUCCUCUCUAUGAGAAAGACCUCGCAGAGCUCUGCCGGAUCGACGAGGCCAUUAUCCGCAAGACCUUGGAGUCUCGAUCAUCGAAUAGCAAAAUAGCAGUUGCUCUCGUCCCCGAUAUCAACACCAUCCAGUGGCACCACGCCCGAGAGGAUUUCGUGGGCAACGAGCUGCACGGCAAAUCGCCUGAGAUCAAAGGAGCCAUCGUAGGCACCGAAGAAGGCAAAAGGAUUUGGACGAUUUGGACGAGAAUGUGGUACAACAACGACCCCACCGCGAGCGAAAACAACACCCUCCACAUCCUCCGACUGGUGAUUGAAGAGCAGGGGGAGUUGAGCCUGGAGAGCCAGGGAGCUCAUAACCCUACCAAUGGUUCAAACAGCACCCCCAAGCAUGCAGCCGCUGUCGCAGCGCUCUUGCUUAUGGCGCAGGAGGAGGCGCGGAAGUGGAACAUGGCCGAGCUUGAGGCGUGGAACCCCAGUCCCGCCAUGGUAUUCGCAGCUCAGAUGCUGGAUCCCGAUGCUGAGGUGGUUAACAGAGACAAGGAGAGCAUCGCAAGCUUGAAAUGGAAUCUUCCGCACGAGCACCCGGUGGCGGACAGCAUUGACUGGAUCGGAAAUGAGAAGUAUGGCUGGUGUUGAUUUAUUCAUGGGCUAUUAGAGUUCCGACGAGUGUAGAAUCGGCAAAAUUCAUUCUUAAAUAUAAAUGAAAUGAAUCACAUGAAUCAUCAGU
Mytilinidion resinicola is the source of this 1559-nucleotide messenger RNA. RefSeq lists its product as uncharacterized. The transcript is spliced from 2 exons. The record is from RefSeq and is a predicted model, not a curated record. Lineage: Eukaryota; Fungi; Ascomycota; Dothideomycetes; Mytilinidiales; Mytilinidiaceae. Bases 269 to 1468 code for a protein of 399 amino acids.